AAUUAUAUCAACUAUGAUUGUUUUUGUCGCAAGCUAUAAUUUGUACUACAUUUCUAUUUUACAUGACGAAUUAUUGCUUCAGCAGGCUCGUCAUGUGUAAUCUUACAAAAGUAAAUACCAUAUUGAUCUGUUUAUGGAUGGUACAAGGACAUAUAAAUCAUAAUGUUACCACUUUGCCUAAAUAUACUUGCAGUCAGUUACAAGUAAAGACAGGAACUUCAAUAGUGUUAGCUUGUCCGAAUUAUAAUACUGAAAUAUCAGUUGAGUGGUUAUUUAAGAACAACAGUAAUGAAGAAGCACUUUUUGACGGAAAUAAAUAUAACGCUGUCCUCAAUGGAACUCUUAUUGUUUUGAACAACGGAUAUCAUCUCCGUAUAGAAAAUAUCACUCAGGUUGAUGAAGGAAAUUAUACGUGCAUCACAGAACUUCAGCUUACUAAAUUCCAAGUAGAUGUGUCUGGUUUCACAGACACUGACAUAACUAGAGUCAAGGAAACAAUCAAAGAAGGGACUACUGUUGAAAUCGGUUGUUUUCCAAGAAUUCAUCAAAAAGUAAUAAAGUUUGCUGUUGAAGAAAGGUUCAACCGGGACACAAGCGAAAAUUUAAAAUAUCGAAUAGUUAAUGCUUCCAGAAACACAGAACUUUCUUAUUUCUGCAAAAACAAAGAUUCGUGUGAUGCAAUAUAUUUGGUUGUACAGUAUGCUCCUUCAGUUUUUAUACAAUUGAUUAAUGAAACACUUCACUGUAUUACACGUGGUGGAAAUCCUCCUGCUACGAUUGUUUCUCUAAAAUGGGAACUCAAGAAAUUCAAUGGCGACCUCAUAUCUAACAUUUUUGAAACAUCAAAUGAAAAGUUAAACUUGACAAAUUUUCAGCAAGACGAUAUGUAUUAUUUGCAGAACGGAAAUUACAUAUGCACAGUAACUUACACACAGGAUAACAGUACAAGUAUUUCAAAAUUGCAAAGCAGCAUAUCAGUUGAAAUGGGAGGUGCACCGGCUUGCAUACAAGACAGUUACGAAAAACAAUAUGGAAUGUUACAACAAGAAGCAGCCUUGCAUGUGGAGUUUUACAGUUUCCCUAAAAUCACUAGCAUUACAUGGAUGAAAGCAGAUAAAGAAAUUAGAACAAAUCUGUCGAUUGAGAAAUAUAGCUUAUUAAUGGAAAAUAAAGCAGAUAGUUUUCGUAACAUUUACACUUCAACAUUGUAUAUCAUAACAACAGAAACAAAUGAUAUUGGUAACUAUACUGUGAAGUUGUCAAACAUACAUGGAAUUACAACGUGUACCAUUGAAUUUUUCCUGACAUGUGAAUAUAACAACACAGUUAUACAACUAUACAUUCUUACAACUGGAUGUCUGACAGUUAUAACAUUGAUAGCAAAUGGAAUUUAUUCACGAUUUUUUGUUCUUAAGUGACAUAAACAUUAACACAAAUACGAAUGUUAGCGAACAUGUAUUUAAAGAAUGAUGUCAAGUUAGAAACUUUUAAACAGGUUUAGUCGUUACAUUUGUACAUGUAAGAUUGUAGAUUGUUUGCAAUGCAAAAAUUCUAUAUUUUAUAAUUGAAAGUGGCUUUUAUUCAGUUUGUUGAAUACUUUUAAUACAUUUCGGGCUAUUCCAUGUAACGUAUGAAUGUGACAGUAAUUGUAAAACUUUGGUUUUGUUUAUAUUUUAUACUUUUAUUUAUCUUUAUGAAAAACUAAUAUAUUUAUUCCAAUAUGAAUGUCAAAUUAUAUGACAUGUAUGAUAUUUUUUAUUAUACUUUUUACAAUUAUAGUGUUGACAGGUUAAUAAAAAACGUGGAUUUGAAUGUAGAUAAAAGAAACAAAAGAUAUUCAAUCUAGUUCAAUAUUCAAAAUUCAAUAUUUUCAAAAAAAACAUUUUGUGUUGGCCAAAUAUAUCGACAACUUGUUAGUACUUUAUAAUAUGUAAACAAAUAAUUGUUACAUUGUUUUUUCCCCGUAUAAUACAAUAAAAAAAAACCAUUUAAUUUGGUCAUACUGUCAUUAAAUUUAAAAGAAAACACGUUACAAAUUCAACAAACGUCUAUGUGUCAUUUAAAUGCCUUACACAAUACUUGUUACCGAUAG
Mytilus trossulus (common blue mussel) is the source of this 2092-nucleotide messenger RNA. Its product is annotated as neuronal growth regulator 1-like. Bases 63 to 1418 code for a protein of 451 amino acids. The record is from RefSeq and is a predicted model, not a curated record. Gene Ontology annotation, cellular component: plasma membrane. The transcript has 7 exons. Gene Ontology annotation, biological process: homophilic cell-cell adhesion. NCBI's taxonomy places the organism in Eukaryota, Metazoa, Mollusca, Bivalvia, Mytilida, Mytilidae.